GUCGAACGCUGAGCAACAUAUUCAUAAAAAGGUGUCUAGCCAUCGAAUGAAUAGAUGUUUUUCGACGCGGUGGUGGAAAUUAUGAAAUAAUCGCUUUGCGCGUGUGCUAAAAAGGAAACAGCGUGACCAAUUCUUCAGAUAUCCCAGUAUAUAUAUUAAAGAUCAACCAUGGCUACCGAAACCACGAAAAUGAUCUACACCCCUCCUCCGCUGGACGUCAAAAUGGAAAUUGAAAUUAAUGAACAACCCGAACCACCUGUAAAGUGCUCCAACUUCUUCGCAAACCAUUGGAAGGGACUGGUGGUCUUCCUGGUGCCUCUGCUAUGCCUGCCCGUGAUGCUUUUGAACGAAGGAGCCGAGUUCCGGUGCAUGUACCUUCUCCUGGUUAUGGCUGUGUUUUGGGUGACAGAAGCCCUGCCACUUUAUGUGACCUCCAUGAUGCCCAUUGUAGCCUUCCCAGUAAUGGGUAUAAUGAGCUCCGACCAGACUUGCCGAUUGUACUUCAAGGACACCUUGGUUAUGUUCAUGGGUGGCAUUAUGGUCGCCUUAGCUGUGGAGUACUGUAACCUGCACAAGCGCCUCGCCUUGAGGGUAAUCCAGAUCGUGGGCUGCAGUCCCCGCAGAUUACACUUUGGCCUCAUCAUGGUGACGAUGUUCUUGAGCAUGUGGAUCUCGAAUGCCGCCUGUACGGCCAUGAUGUGUCCUAUUAUCCAGGCUGUGCUGGAAGAGCUCCAGGCCCAGGGCGUCUGCCGGAUCCACCACGAACCCCAAUACCAAAUCGUCGGAGGCAACAAGAAAAACAACGAGGAUGAGCCCCCAUACCCCACCAAGAUCACUCUGUGCUACUACCUGGGCAUUGCCUACGCCUCCUCGCUGGGCGGCUGCGGCACCAUCAUCGGAACAGCCACCAAUCUGACCUUCAAGGGCAUCUACGAGUCGCGCUUCAAGAACUCCACGGAGGAGAUGGACUUCCCCACCUUCAUGUUCUACUCGGUGCCGUCCAUGCUGGUGUACACCUUCCUGACCUUCCUGUUCCUGCAGUGGCACUUCAUGGGUCUGUGGCGCCCCAAGAGCAAGGAGGCCCAGGAAGUCCAGAGGGGCAAGGAGGGCGCCGACGUGGCUAAGAAGGUGAUCGACCAGCGCUACAAGGAUCUGGGCCCCAUGUCCAUCCACGAGAUCCAAGUGAUGAUUCUGUUCAUCUUUAUGGUUAUCAUGUACUUCACUCGCAAGCCGGCGGCCACUUGGGGUUGGGCUGUCUGGCUGGACUCGAAGGACGUUCGCAACUCGAUGCCCACUAUUUUCGUUGUGAUCAUGUGCUUCAUCCUGCCCGCCAACUAUGCUUUCCUGCGUUACUGCUCAAAGCGCGGAGCAGUGCCCACGGCUCCCACUCCCUCGCUGAUCACCUGGAAGUUCAUCCAGACCAGGGUGCCAUGGGGUCUGGUCUUCCUGCUGGGCGGUGGAUUCGCCUUGGCCGAGGGCAGCAAGCAGAGCGGCAUGGCCACGUUGAUUGGCAACGCACUGAUUGGAUUGAAGGUCCUGCCCAACGCUGUGCUCCUGCUGGUGGUCAUCCUGGUGGCUGUGUUCCUAACAGCUUUCAGCUCCAACGUGGCCAUCGCCAACAUCAUAGUUCCCGUGCUGGCUGAGAUGUCCCUGGCGAUUGAGAUUCAUCCUUUGUACCUGAUCCUUCCCGCUGGCCUGGCCUGCAGCAUGGCCUUCCACCUGCCGGUGAGCACUCCGCCCAACGCUCUGGUUGCCGGCUAUGCCAACAUCAGGACAAAGGACAUGGCCAUCGCCGGAAUCGGCCCGACCAUCAUUACCAUCAUCACCCUGUUUGUCUUCUGCCAAACCUGGGGCCUGGUCGUCUAUCCAGCGCUCAACACGUUCCCCGAUUGGGCGAAGGCGUAUGCCGCCGAAGCGCUGGUUAACAAGACGCACUAAGUUAGUUAGUCACUAGUGUAAGUUAACUCACAGACCGCCACAGCAAUAAAAUCAUAACAUUUUAGGAAAUUGUACAAGAAAAAGUGCCUUUGCUGACAGCGAACGUUAAACAAUAUGAAACGAUACUUGCAUUUUAAAAUUGCGAAAAGUGUUGAGACAAAAACACUAUCAAUUGUUUAGCAAAACGUGUUGAACGGAGUUGGUUAAAAGUUUGUCAGCAAACUCAGCUAAAUAUAAAGAAUAUAAUUAAAUGUUACUUAAUCACUGCAUUUAGCAAAAAUUAUGUCAAAAAUGCAAGGAAAAAAAUUGAGUUAAAAACCUAGACUGAGAGAACGUACAUAUUCAUACAUGUUUUGCAUUUUGUAAAAAGAUAAAUGAACAACUUACUCAAAACUUGAUUGCGAACCGAAACGAGCACACAAAUAGCCUUAGUGUAAGCUUUAAUGAUACUGUGUAAAUUUGCAAAUGCUUUAUAUUUUAUAUAGUUUGUAAAAAAUAAAAAAUUGAAUAAAAAGCUCAAACAAAAA
This is a messenger RNA of Drosophila ficusphila, 2465 nucleotides long. It is a transcript of the gene Indy, whose product is annotated as protein I'm not dead yet. NCBI's taxonomy places the organism in Eukaryota, Metazoa, Arthropoda, Insecta, Diptera, Drosophilidae. Gene Ontology annotation, cellular component: membrane. Gene Ontology annotation, biological process: monoatomic anion transmembrane transport; citrate transport. The coding region runs from base 169 to 1938 and encodes 589 amino acids. The record is from RefSeq and is a predicted model, not a curated record. Gene Ontology annotation, molecular function: succinate transmembrane transporter activity; citrate transmembrane transporter activity. The transcript has 8 exons.